UCUGUGUGUUUGAUGACAAACAUUUUGCUAAUUUCAUUAAAUAUAUAUUUACGUUUUUGCUUUUGUUGUGAUUAAAAUAAUGUAUUGACUGUGACCUCAAAUUAAAAAAAAUGAAUCCGUUUCGUGAUAGUUUAGCCAGCAUUCCUGGAGCGUUGACUAAUUUGAUUAGUGAAAGUGCUUCCAGUUUGUUGCAGCAUAGUAGCGCUAGUAAUAGUGCAGCUUUGGCUCCCGAUGACGACGUUAGCUCUACUGCGUCUCAAAGUGACAGAUCGUAUCCUAUACCAGCAUCCUUAGUGAAGGAACAAUGGCGUUUAAUUUUUACUUCUGACGCUAACGUACAAGAUUUGGAAGCAGCGAUUGCACAUUGCCGGGAUUUGGUAAUGGUUACCGAUGAGUGUAGUGAAGAAAGACGUUGGUUGGUUCGCCAUUUAGUUGAUUUGCGUUACUCACUAAAAGAGCUAGAGUCAGCACAGACAGAUCCGUUAGAAGUACCUCCUCAGGUAAAAACAGUUGUGGGCCAUCAUUUUCAUGUGCAACGGAGCGGACACAUUGGUACCCGUCAAUACUGUGAUCAUUGUAGUAGUAUCAUAUGGCGUAUGAUACAAGCAUGUUAUGUGUGCAGCGAUUGCAAUUUUCUAGCCCAUCAAAAAUGUGUUGACAGUGUAGUGCGGAUAUGUGCACAUGUGAUAGCAUCCGAACGCUGUUACCCUAUUAAUGAAAUUUGUCCUGAGAUCGGUUUGGCUGCGCAGCGAUACAAAUGUGUAGAAUGUGGAACUCUACUCAACUUUAAAAACUCUUGGAUCGAACCACGUUUGUGUGACUACAGUGGCCUGUAUUAUUGUCCAAAUUGCCAUUGGAAUGAUAAUAGUAUCAUACCUGCUCGAGUAGUGCACAAUUGGGAUUUCACACAACAUAAAGUAUCACGUGCUGCGCUUCAAGAAAUAUCCCUCUUCUGCGAUAAACCACUAAUUAAGCUAGAGGAGGCGAAUCCAAAGCUGUUUGUAUUCUUGGAGAAAUUGGGUAACAUUAAGAAGGUGCGUCAAAAUUUAUUUUAUAUGAGGAAAUAUUUACUGGAAUGCCGAACAGCAGCCGAGGAAAAAUUUUUAGAUAAGCAAAUAAGUGCCCAACUUACCAACGACAACACUGGCGUGUGUGAUUCACGUUGUCACCUCAUACAAUCCACCGAAUUUUAUUCAAUAAAUGAUUUAGAGCUUAUUGAAAAAAGCAUUUUAAUAGAAUAUUUGCAGAAAUUGUUCAACGCAUUCGACCAGCACAUACGCAAUUGCGAGAUAUGUCGUGCCAAAGCUUACAUAUGCGAGAUUUGCGGCAAUGAUGAAGUGAUAUUCCCCUUCGACGAUGGCUGUAUCAUGUGCGAUAAGUGCAAUUCUAUUUACCAUCGCGUUUGCAUGACGCGAAAGAAUAUGAUUUGUCCGAAAUGUGUGCGAUUGCAAGAACGAAAAAAUCAAUUAGAAAACAAUAAUGGCGAUGACACAAGCGAUGCUGAUGAGAUUUAGUAGUUUAGACCAUGUUAUUCGAUAUUUUUAUAGAUACGAUUAUAUACUUAUGUAGCAUUAAAUCCUAGAAAUUGAAUUAUGUCAAGAAAGUGUAUUAUGUA
Molecule: messenger RNA, 1615 nt
Organism: Anastrepha obliqua
Lineage: Eukaryota; Metazoa; Arthropoda; Insecta; Diptera; Tephritidae
Gene: DEF8
Product: differentially expressed in FDCP 8 homolog
Exons: 2
Coding region: 111-1514 (467 amino acids)
Source: RefSeq, a predicted model, not a curated record